AUGGUGAAUAAAGAUAAUAGGAAAAUUCAUAAGGCACAUAUUAGUAGAUAUGUAGGAUAUAGGAAACGAGAAAUGAAUAAUACUUUUUUUAGCAAAUCCUAUAAGUUGUUUUUUUCAAAUAAUAAAUAUGAAUAUUCAAAAGAUGAAGAAAAAAAAAAUAUAUAUCCUUUAUCAUUAAAACUUUUAAUAUUAACAGUUUUUAUAUGUAUAUUGCAAUUUUCUAAUAAUAAUGGAUAUUUCGAAAAGUAUGUUAAUAAAAAUUCAGGAAAUGACAAUGAGUAUUAUUUUAAUAUAAAAUAUAAUAGAUCCUUAGCAGAAUUAAAAAAAAGAAUUGGCGCUAUAAGAGAAAUGAUAAAUAACGAUUCCUUUGGUACCGUUUUUAAAAAUCAUUUACCAUUACCUGCAAGUAUAACUAAAGGAGAUUCUGAAGCAGAAGCAGGUGGUAAUGAUUCACGUAAUACAUCAGAAAAAGCUGUAAGUUCUUCAAAUGAUGAUAAUAAUACAAAUGAUGAAGGAAAAGAUAAACGUAAAUUAAAAGGAAUUUGUAAAGUUAAAAAAUUAAUGGGAUUAUCAAAAAUAUGUGGGAAUAAAUCAGGUAAAUCGAAUUUACAAUUACAAAAAGCUUUGGAUAUAUUAGAAAUAAUUUUUGAACAAGUUUCAAAAGCAUUACCUUUUAUAUUACCUUUCGUUCCUCCAUUUAUGGUUUAUAAAUAUGGAUAUGCAAAAACGUAUGUAAUGUUAUAUACAUUUAAUUUAAUUCAUGCUAUGUUUAAAUGGGCUAUUUUAUUGAGAAAUAUGUUAAUGAAAAGUAAACAACGCAGAAAUGAAGCACUUAGGGAACAAGAUGACAAUUUAAAUAUACAAAACCAAUAA
This is a messenger RNA of Plasmodium falciparum 3D7, 873 nucleotides long. RefSeq names its product EMP1-trafficking protein. The record is from RefSeq and is a predicted model, not a curated record. Lineage: Eukaryota; Apicomplexa; Aconoidasida; Haemosporida; Plasmodiidae.